AUGCUGUCAACGGGUCAAGCUUUUGCUGUGAAAAAAUUGCAUGAGAAUGAGGGAGUGGUUAGUGAGGAAGCUUUUGAAAGUGAGAUUAAUGUGUUGACAAGAGCUCGCCACCGAAAUAUCAUUAAGCUUUACGGAUUUUGUUCACAUACAAGACACUCAUAUUUGGUGUAUGAGUUCAUGGAAGAGGGGAGCUUGUUGAAGAUAUUGAGCGAUAAUGUUAAGGCAGUGGAGUUGGAGUGGACCAAGAGAAUAAACGUGGUGAAAGAUUUAGCCGAUGCUAUAUCAUACAUGCACCAUGAAUGUUGUCCAGCUAUAAUUCAUAGGGACAUAUCAACUAAGAAUGUUCUAUUGGACUAUGAUUACGAAGCUCACAUUUCUGACUUUGGUGCUGCUACAACGUUGGAUCUAGAGCCAUCGAAUUGGACUCCAUUUGCAGGAACCUUUGGCUUCUCUGGCCCGAAGCUCGCUUAUACAAUGGAAAUAAAUGAGAAGAUUGAAAGUGAUCAUGGGAAAGCAUCCAGGAGAUCUCAUAUCAUCUUUGUUACCAUCACCGUUACUGGAUUUCGAUGUUCUACUUAA
Messenger RNA from Ziziphus jujuba (common jujube), 579 nucleotides. Its product is annotated as MDIS1-interacting receptor like kinase 2-like. Lineage: Eukaryota; Viridiplantae; Streptophyta; Magnoliopsida; Rosales; Rhamnaceae. Gene Ontology annotation, molecular function: protein kinase activity; ATP binding. The transcript is spliced from 2 exons. The record is from RefSeq and is a predicted model, not a curated record. The coding region runs from base 1 to 579 and encodes 192 amino acids. Gene Ontology annotation, biological process: protein phosphorylation.